Pseudoliparis swirei is the source of this 3250-nucleotide messenger RNA. It is a transcript of the gene lbr, whose product is annotated as lamin B receptor. The record is from RefSeq and is a predicted model, not a curated record. Gene Ontology annotation, molecular function: oxidoreductase activity, acting on the CH-CH group of donors, NAD or NADP as acceptor. The transcript is spliced from 15 exons. Lineage: Eukaryota; Metazoa; Chordata; Actinopteri; Perciformes; Liparidae. The coding region runs from base 333 to 2201 and encodes 622 amino acids. Gene Ontology annotation, cellular component: nuclear inner membrane. Gene Ontology annotation, biological process: sterol biosynthetic process.
CAAACCUUGGGGCACCGUCCGUUUUUAAAAUAUAUAUCUUAAUUUAAUAUUUUCCUCGUCUUGGAAAGGAUUAUUUGAUCACUUUUACUCACUGGAAUUGCUCGCACAACAAUAAGAUCUCAUCAGGAAACUCAUCAGCCACGACUCCGCCCUGACUUUCACCCCCGAAUGGAAGACGCGGGGGCUUGUUUCCGGAUUGUUUUUUGAUUAGAUCAGUUACCAGCGGAUUACGGGUUGACUCUCCACACAUUUGUCAUAAUCCUGGCCAUCUGAUUACCGAAAGGACCGCAGGAGUGUUUUUUUUCUCCGUAAAGGCACACGAGAUCAGGUCCAUGAAGAUGCCCGCCGUGCGGUAUCAGAGCGGGGACAUGGUGAUGGGCCGCUGGCCCGGCAGCAACCUGUACUACGAGGUCAAGGUGCUGGACUUUGAUGCCAAGAGCGGUCUGUACACCGUCAUCUACAAGGACGGGACGGAGCUGGAGCUCAAGGAGCCCGACAUCAAGAACGCUUCAGGUUUCCAGACCCGCUCCCGGUCCCGGUCCCGCUCUCCGGGCCGCCGCCGCAGCCUCUCUCGCUCCCCGGCGAGGACCACGCGGCGCUCGUCCUCCCGCACGGCGGCGGCGGCGGCGGCGUCCGGCGGCGCGACGCCCGUCACGGACGACGUAACGUCCUCCCGCCGGGACACAAGGCUGAAGGACGCGCUGGAGAUCCGGCUGAGCCCCCUGCCACUGACAAAGGCCGAGAACAAUGGCUACGAUAAGCAUGAAAAGAAAGAAGAGAAACAAAAAGAGCAGAACGCCACUGCUCACACGCUCAAUGAGAAAUGUGAGGCUGCGGUGGAGGCGGGGCCUGAUAAGAUCCAAGGCCGUUACAACCUGCGCCGCAGGAAGGACGACGGAGACGCCAAACCACAGCGGCCGGAGGAGAAGGACGCCAAGACGGCUGCCGCUGCCCCCCCCACCACCCCUCUGGACUUCGGAGGCAAGAUAGGAGCGUUCUUCUGGCUGCUCUUCCUGCCGGCCUGGGUUCUCUUCCUGGUUCUCCAAGUCAACCUGGAGGACCCCAGUCUGACCAACUUCCCCCCCCCUCUGCCCCCCCUCGACGCCUUCUGGGACCCCCGGGCUCUCGGCUUCGUGGUCCUCUGGAUCUUAUUCCAGGUCCUGCUCUACCUGCUUCCUGUUGGAAAGCUGAGCGAGGGCGUGCCGCUCCGGUCUGGGCAGAGGCUGAAGUACAGGACCAACGGUUUCUGGGCCGUGGCGGCGAGCGCUCUGGCCGUGGCGGCCGCGGUGCACCGGGGCGUCGACCUCACCUACAUCUACAGCCACUUCCUGCAGCUGGCGACGGCGUCCCUCCUCGUCGCCGUCCUGCUCAGCGUCUACCUCUACGGGCGCUCGCGGUACGCCGCCGGGGAGCAGCUGGCCCUGGGGGGGAGCUCCGGCAACGUGGCCUACGACUUCUUCAAAGGUCGCGAGCUCAAUCCACGCAUCAAAGAAUUCGACCUGAAGUUCUUCUGCGAGAUGCGCCCUGGUCUGAUUGGCUGGUGUCUGAUCAACUUUGCGCUGGCGCUGGCCGAGAUGAAGCUGCAGCGUCUGGACGCCCCGUCGUACGCCAUGAUCCUCGUGAACCUCUUCCAGCUGCUCUACGUGGUGGACGGCCUCUGGAAUGAGGAGGCCAUUCUCACCACCAUGGACUUGAUGCACGAUGGUUUUGGCUUCAUGCUGGCGUUCGGUGAUCUGGUGUGGGUCCCCUUCACCUACACCCUGCAGGCCUACUACCUGGUGGGCCACCCCAACCAGCUGAGCCUCCCGGCCGUCGCAGCCAUCGUCACGCUCAAGCUCGUUGGCUUCUACAUCUUCAGGAAGUCCAACUCUGAGAAGAACGCCUUCAGGAGAAACCCGUCGGACCCCAAACUGUCUCACCUGCAGACGAUCCCCACGGCGACGGGAAAGAGUCUGCUGGUGUCGGGCUGGUGGGGCACGGUCCGCCACCCCAACUACCUGGGAGACCUCCUGAUGGCCCUGGCCUGGUCGCUGCCCUGUGGCUUCAGCCACCUGCUGCCGUGGUACUACAUGAUCUACUUCAUCGUCCUGCUGGUGCACCGAGACGCCCGCGACAUGAGCGAGUGCCGGAGGAAGUACGGCUCGGCGUGGGACGAGUACUGCCGGACAGUUCGCUACCGGAUCAUUCCGGGCCUCUACUGAGGAGCCCGGACUCUUCUUCUACCCGAUAUUAUUACAGCCAUUAAGGCUCAGCAAAAAAAAAAACUUUCAUUUGAAUUAACGAUUUGACUUGUUAUAUAGUCUUUCUUGUGAAUCCAAGACUUUUAAAAUUCUUGAUUCUGGACUGAAGGAGAAACAGUUUUUCUAAUUUCAGAGAAUACGUUACUGAGUGGUAUCGUGGACUAUUUGAAGAAUUGCCUUUUUAUUUUAUUUUAUAGAACAUGUUGGCUUGAGUAGUUUAAGAAAAUGGUGGUGAGGGGGGGGGGGGGGGGCUUCUCUUCUAGGCCUGACUUGUUAGGAUGUAUAUUUUUGUAUAUACACAAUUGUUUUAUACUUCAAGAAUAUCUCCCAUUUGCAUCAUUUUGGUAGGUUUUGACUCUUCGCUCCCAAAAUGUCACAAUAUCUGCUCGGCUGCGAUGAAUCAUCGCUCCGUCCCACUCCGAUCACCCUGAGUGUGUAUGGCGUGACGGAUGGGUGGAUGAAUACUACCUAUUGUUAGAUAAUCUGCACAGUGGGACGAGGGCUCGUAUUCUUUCUCAGGACUCAAAAGUUUUGUCUUUGAAAAUGUUUUCUUUUCUUUUUUUUCAUGUAUUAUAGACAUUUAGUUUUGACUUGAGUGUAAAGUGAAGUUGGGAUGUUUCAUGAAGAACGUGAAGAGGCACGUUGACAUUUUAUUUUUCUUCAUCAAUCCCAAAGCGAUCGGUUUUUUUGAAUUCUCUGUAAAUAUUAUUUGGUGUUUUCAGUAAAAGAGAUAACAGUCGAGAUGUUUCUCAUUAGAUAUUUAAGAGCUUAUUUGUUUGGGUUUUUGUUCGAAUUUUUGACCACUCGUCAUGUUUACACCUCGAUCGACCACGAGAUCUCCAAAACAUUCACAGCAGAUGGCACUCUUGACUCAUUGUGGUGAUGAACACGUGUCUGAAGUGGGAAGCACUGAGAUAUAAAUAGGAGUCACAUCUGUGACGGUGGCAUUUAAAAGCUUUUCUAUGCAACUAUUGCAACCCAAAAAUAAAGAUUUACAGUAUUUACUUUUU